AAAACAUAAGUAAUUAUAAUGGAAGACUCCUUGACUACUCUUUCCUGUUUUGCAGCCUUCAUUAUAGUACUGUAAGGACACAUCAGAAAUAUUAUAGCUUCAUGCAAUAGUGCAGUGCGGUAUUUCUUAACUCAGUGAAGGCAGGUAUUUAUUAUGAAUUGUUCAACUUGCAUUUAAAAAUAGAAAAUCACACAUCUUUGCAAGCUGUUUUGCAGAGCUGUCAAAAGUCAUAAUUGGUGGUUGAUUUGUAAAUUUUUGAAAACGCAGCUACCUGGGGAAAACAUCAGGCAAGAGGAAUGGGCUUUGACACAUGUCAUUCUAGUGAUAGAAACUAAACAGUAAGAUCAUCCUAUACCACUUGGAAGGAUAGAAAAUAUCUAAAGCAUUUCAGCAAAGCAGUAUAACGAUUUGAACUGGUUGCCACAAAGUAGAUGCCUAGUAAAGUGUAGUAUUUCACAGUUAGAAGACUGCCCACAUAGCCCCCACCCCACCCCAUUGAGAUUUAAGCAUCCUCCCAGAAGGGAUACUGCAUCAUAGUCCAGUGUCUGCUUCUGCUCCACAGUCUGAGGCCUGAGCCUUGAAGAAACAGGAAAGGGAUUCAUCUGUAGCAUUGCAAAAUAGUGCAGUACUGUAUUGCUUGUGGACUUGAACAAAUUGUAACAAACCAGCUCCUAACUGGAGUCUUAUUUAAAAGGUAAAGCACUGUAUACAAAAAAAUAGUAUUGAUUUUUUUUUCUUAUUUAAAAAAGAACACACUGUGCCCUUGUGAGGGAUCGUAUCUAGAAAAACUAAACAGUCUGGCUGUGUUUCCUUCAUCUGAACUGCUUUCAUCUGGACCAGUGUAAAAUAAGCCGCGAGUUUCGCAGAGAACACUAUGAACGAGCUCCUUGGCUGGUACGGCUAUGAUAAGGUGGAAUUAAAAGAUGGGGAAGAUAUUGAGAUUAACAACUACCCUGACGGUGAGAGCCGGCAGCACAUCUCUGUUUUAAAAGAGAACUUGCCAAAGCCGAAACCCUCUGAAGACAGAGGGAGCUCACCUACUAAUGCAAACAGCAGCUAUUCUGGCGCGACCAUGGGGAAUGGAAUGGCAGAGUCCUCUUCAUCUUCCUCCUCGUCAUCGUCAUCCGGGUUAAAGGAUCAUGGGAAAGUGCCCAUUAUUGUUCCAUUAAUUCCUCCGCCCCAUAUCAAACCACCAGCAGAGGACGAUGCGUCAAAUGUUCAGAUUUUGUGCGCCUGGUGCCAGAAAGUUGGAAUCAAGCGCUACUCCUUGAGCAUGGGCAGCGAGAUGAAAAGCUUCUGCAGUGAGAAGUGUUUCGCUGCGUGUCGGAGAGCCUACUUUAAACGCAACAAGGCUAGAGACGAAGAUGGACAUGGUGACAAAUUUCCCCAGCAGCACUAUUCUAAGGAAACGCCAAGGCUUGUCUUCAAGAUUAACAACGAUGUACUUGUGUGUGACUGGUGCAAGCAUAUAAGACACACAAAAGAAUACUUGGAUUUCGGAGCUGGGGAGAGGAGGCUUCAGUUUUGCAGCGCCAAAUGUCUCAACCAGUACAAAAUGGACAUUUUCUACAAAGAGACCCAGGCCAACCUCCCAGCUGGCCUCUGCAACCCAGGGCACCCUCCGACUGAGAGUAAACCUGAGAGCAGCGGCGUGCAGCUCCUGACACCCGAGUCCUGGAACACUUCUCUGGGUGACCUGCGACGGAAGGCUCCAUCUCCUGGGGUUACAAUGGCCGGGCACAAUCACGCUCCUGGGCCAUCAGGGUCCAUGUCCCCAUCAGAGUCUGCUGCCAUCAGUUCCACUGCCAAAAUCUCCACACCAGGGCCCAAGCCACACGAGAGCCCAACCCUUCCCCCGCCAGUACCUCUCCCGCCCCCACACAUGGGGGUCCCACCUGGAAGUCCGCCCAUGGUGAUGACCAACCGUGGGCCUGUGCCGCUGCCCUUCUUCAUGGAACACCAGAUGAUGCAGCAGAUGCGUCCACCUUUCCUCCGAGCACCCCACACUCCAACCCCAAACAGUCCCCUCUCCAAUUCCAUCAUUCCUGGGAUCGGCCCACCACCACCUCCUAGGAAUAUGGCUCCAGCCUCGAGUCCCAUGCACAGGUCAAUGCUUUCCCCACAUAUACACCCGCCCUCCAACCAGACUGUGCAUGGAAACCCUCCAGGGUUGAUGCCACACCAUUUCGGAGCCCCUAUGCCAGGCUUACCCUUCCCUCCAAUCAACAUGAUGCCAAACGGCCACAUGCCGAUGCCACAGAUGAUGAACUUUGGUGUGCCAUCGCUUGCCCCAUUGGUGCCACCUCCCACUCUCCUGGUGCCAUAUCCGGUCAUUGUUCCUCUCCCAGUUCCCAUCCCAAUUCCCAUCCCCUUUCCCUUUAACUUCAAGGCCCCAGGCGGUUCACCUGGCAACAGCGAGAACAUCAUUCCACACACCUCCUCCGAAGGAGGGGAGUCCAGAGAAACAAGGCCUUUCUCUUCUGGCAGCAGCGAUGAUGGAGAGACCAAACAAGGGCCAUCAAAAUCCACUGAACUUUCUCCAGGCUUUAUCCCAGGCCACUCGUGUCACCAGUCCACCCUCCGUCAACGGAGCAGGGCUGAGGUGGUUGAUUUUACGGUCAAACCAGAGAGCCCAGUCAAAGCAGUGUUCCCCCCUAUGAAUUUAUCUGCUAUGCUGCAAGAUGGUGUCAUAGACCUGACAAUGGGCCGCCGAUCCAGACUCCAGCAUGUAAUCCAGAGGGCACUGCCAGUUGCACAGGUGAAAGUGGAACACGAACCCCAAAGCAUCCUCAAUCUAGCUUUCCUGGGCCAGGACAAGAGGAACUGCAGUGGGGUGGACAACAGUUGCAGAGACAGUUGCAGUCCUGUUAACCCCAUGGCUUUGCCUUGCAGUGAUCCUGUGCACUGCGGGGCGGCACCACCACCAACGCAGCAGCAGCAGCUCGUUUCUAGCAGUUCAGGGCCAGAGCCCAGUCUGGCAGCCACUUGCAAUGUUAUCGUGAACGGCACAAAGACUGCAGAUGUUGCCGGUAAAAGCGGCUCCCUCGAGCAGCGGCCAGAACCCCAAAAGACGCCACAGCACCCGGACGAGCCGGCAGUCAGUGAGCUGGAGUCGGUGAAGGAGAACAACUGCACGGGGGCCGCCGGCUUUCAGCUAGAGCUGGACACAGGUAAGAAGGCUUCAUCAGACGAGGCGCUGGCCGGCGGGGACAAGCAGGACCCCAACCUGAACAACCCCGCCGACGAGGACCAUGCCUAUGCCCUGCGUAUGCUGCCCAAGGCCGGCUGUGUCAUCCAGCCUGUGCCAAAGCCAGCAGAAAAGACUGUCUUAGCGCCUUGCAUCAUUUCCACGCCCCUUCUGAGUGCAGGAACUGAUGACAUUGAGCCGCUGCUAAAGAGGAGGUGUCUGCGAAUUCGAAAUCAAAACAAAUAAAAAGGAGCGGCGCAUGACGGCGUUCUGUAGAAGGAUGAGCACUGAUCUGCAGUGUCUCUUUCCAGACAACACCAGCUCCUCACUCCUCUCCCUCAAGCCCGCAGUCAAACUAGUCGACUUCCUGCUGCAUCGUCUCCGA
Molecule: messenger RNA, 3572 nt
Organism: Acipenser ruthenus (sterlet)
Lineage: Eukaryota; Metazoa; Chordata; Actinopteri; Acipenseriformes; Acipenseridae
Product: sine oculis-binding protein homolog
Exons: 7
Coding region: 875-3433 (852 amino acids)
Biological process (GO): animal organ development
Cellular component (GO): nucleus
Source: RefSeq, a predicted model, not a curated record